CAGCCCAGCCUGCCCCGCUCCGGGCUCCUCCUCCUGCGCGCUCACUUUUCCCUGGCUAGCGGCGCGCUGGCUGGAGGAGCGCUGGGCAAAGUAAGCCCAGGGGGGAAGGAGGAAAAAAAAAAAAAAAAAAAAAAAAGACACAAAAAAACCAGAGCCCAUCCCAUCGGUGGUUCGGAGUUUGGGAAGGGUCGUCACCAUGUCCGAGUCGGGGGAGAUGACUGAAUUUGGCUACAUUAUGGAAUUGCUAGCCAAAGGCAAGGUGACUAUUAAGAAUAUCGAAAGAGAGCUUAUAUGUCCAGCAUGCAAGGAGCUGUUUACCCACCCAUUGAUUCUCCCUUGUCAACAUAGUAUCUGUCAUAAAUGCGUAAAAGAACUUUUACUCUCUCUUGAUGAUUCAUUCAAUGAUGUGGGAUCCGAUAACUCCAAUCAGAGCAGUCCUCGACUUCGGCUCUCUUCCCCUAGCAUGGAUAAAAUUGACAGAAUUAACAGACCAGGUUGGAAGCGUAACUCAUUGACCCCCAGGACAAUGACUCUUCCUUGUCCUGGCUGUGAGCAUGAUGUAGAUCUGGGAGAACGAGGGAUCAGCGGUUUAUUUCGAAAUUUCACUUUGGAGACUAUUGUGGAAAGGUACCGGCAGGCAGCAAGGGCAGCCACGGCCAUUAUGUGUGACCUCUGUAAACCACCACCUCAAGAAUCCACCAAGAGCUGCAUGGACUGUAGUGCAAGCUAUUGCAAUGAGUGCUUCAAAAUCUACCAUCCUUGGGGUACUGUCAAAGCGCAGCAUGAGUAUGUGGGCCCAACCACCAACUUCAGACCCAAGAUAUUAAUGUGCCCAGAGCAUGAGACUGAGAGAAUAAACAUGUACUGCGAAUUAUGUAGGAGGCCAGUUUGCCAUCUCUGUAAGCUGGGCGGUAAUCAUUCCAAUCACCGUGUAACCACCAUGAGCAGUGCCUACAAAACCUUAAAGGAGAAGCUUGCAAAGGACAUUGAUUUCCUUAUCGGUAAAGAAAGCCAGGUGAAGAGUCAAAUUUCUGAGCUAAACUUGUUAAUGAAAGAAACGGAGUGCAAUGGAGAGAGGGCCAAAGAAGAAGCGGUCACACAUUUUGAAAAGCUCUUUGAUGUUCUGGAAGAGAGGAAGUCAUCUGUACUGAAAGCAAUAGAUGCCUCGAAGAAGCUAAGACUAGACAAACUUCACACUCAAAUGGAAGAAUACCAGGGGCUUCUAGAGAACAACGGGCUUGUGGGAUAUGCUCAAGAAGUCCUGAAGGAGACAGAUCAGUCUUGUUUUGUCCAGACAGCCAAGCAACUGCACCUCAGAAUACAGAAGGCCACGGAAUCGUUGAAGAGCUUUCGACCUGCAGCUCAGACUUCUUUUGAGGAUUAUGUUGUGAAUACAACUAAACAAACAGAAGUUCUUGGAGAGCUGUCCUUUUUCUCGAAUGGUGUAGACAUUCCUGAGAUCAACGAGGAACAGAGUAAAGUUUAUAACAAUGCCUUGAUAAGUUGGCACCAUCCAGACAAGGAGAAAGCUGACAGCUAUGUUCUUGAAUACCGGAAGAUUAAUCGAGAUGAGGAAAUGGUGUCAUGGAAUGGAAUAGAAGUGUGCAAUACAAGCAAAAUUGUCUCCAAUCUUGAAAGCAACAGUCACUAUGCUUUCAGAGUGAGAGCUUACAAGGGCUCCAUCUGUAGUCCCUGCAGCAGAGAACUGAUUCUUCACACGCCUCCAGCGCCAGUUUUCAGUUUCCUGUUUGAUGAAAAAUGUGGCUAUAAUAAUGAACACCUCCUGCUGAACUUGAAAAGAGACCGGGUGGAGAGUAGAGCUGGAUUCAAUGUUCUUCUUGCUGCUGACCGUAUCCAAGUGGGAUAUUACACAAGCUUAGAUUACAUCAUUGGAGAUGCUGGCAUAACGAAAGGGAAACACUUUUGGGCCUGCCGUGUGGAACCAUAUUCAUAUCUGGUAAAAGUAGGAGUGGCUUCCAGUGAUAAACUACAAGAAUGGCUCCGUUCACCUCGGGAUGCAGCUAGUCCAAGAUAUGAGCAAGACAGUGGGCAUGACAGUGGGAGUGAAGACGCCUGUUUUGAUUCUUCACAGCCAUUUACAUUAGUUACUGUAGGCAUGAAGAAAUUUUUUAUACCUAAGUCACCAACUUCUUCUAAUGAACCUGAACAUAGAGUCCUGCCUAUGCCAACAAGUAUAGGGAUUUUCCUUGACUACGAUAAAGGUAAAGUGAGUUUCUAUGAUAUGGAUCACAUGAAAUGCCUCUAUGAGCGCCAAGUGGACUGUUCGCACACAAUGUAUCCAGCAUUUGCACUCAUGGGCAGCGGAGGAAUUCAACUUGAAGAACCCAUCACAGCAAAAUAUCUGGAAUAUCAAGAGGGCAUGUAGUCUGAACACCCCAUGUGACUUGAAUGAAAAAUGUGAACGGAACAAUGCCUUGGUGUUAGCCUUUGUAACUAAUUACAUGUCAUUUACACCUUCUGUCAUCACAAUUGUUUUCGGUGUAUGAUUCUUUCAUUGUCGUCAUUUUGUUUGACAGAGGCUCUUGCAGUGUAGCCCAGGUGGGCCUCAAGUUCUUUCCCCUGCACAGCCUCCCCCGAGUGCUGGGAUCUUAGGGGUGCACCGUCAUGCCCAGCUGGUAUAUUCCUUCACGCGCAGAAAACCUCUGCUGACCUUGUCUGCUCUGUGUCAGUGCUUUCACAGUGGUAAAAGGGAAGAUGUCCUUUCCUAGCUAGUGCUGAAUGGUUGACUCUAAAACUGGAUCGUCUUUUCUUUGUGCCUAGGGAAGCUAUUUAAGUCAGCUUGUGUUACUGAUAUUUACGGUUUUUUUUAAUUGGUGAGGUUUGAAAGUAUUUAUUAUGCAUCUUUGUGUUUGAUUUUUAAUUUUUAUAUUAUGUUUCUGUCUAAAGAGAAGAUAUUUUUAAAUGCCUAUAGAUAAAGAUUAGUGUUAAGCUGUGUGGGGUUUUUUUGCAUUUGUUUUUAGUAGGAAAAUAAAGUUGUAGAUAAGUAAAAUGACAAAGGCCAUAAAAUGGUAGCAUAUUUAUGUGGAAAUUAUGUAUUUUAAAAUGUGUAACUACUAAGAGUAUAUUGCCUGGAGAAUAACUAAAUGAAUACUGUUCUUUUUUUUUAAACCACAAACUGUAUUGGUAAGGAAAACUUUAAGAGUUUACUUAACUAUAAUGCCCAUUGCCUGGAAUGUAUAGCAAAUGUGGUUUCUUUACAGGAAACACAAAGUUCUUGAACCCAUGAAACUUUCCACUUCCUAUAAUUUUUUUCAAAAAAUUUUCAAUUUUUCUUAUUCUAGAAAAUGCUUGUUUUUAUAUUGAAGAAUUAUUUUUCAGAAAUACUAAUGAAGAAUCGAGUAUAAACUCCAAGUCAUAUUUAUUCUUUUGUCUUGGGAUUUUUAUUUUUCAGCACAAUUAAUAUAUGUUGUAUUUUUCUGGUUUGUGUUUACAAGUUUGAGAAGUUCAUUUUCUAUUUUUGGUAGCAUUAAGCAUACUGUAAAACACGUAAGUUAUUGUUAAGUUGUGUGGCAUUUUUUUUUGGAUCAUUGUUGGUAAUAAACAUUUGUAACAAGUAAGUAAAGACAAAUUUAAUUCUUUAGGGGUAAUAGCUAUACUCACAAGGAUUAUGUAUACCUUUUAAAAAUGGAAAUUUCUAUAAAUACACUUUAAUUGAACAUUCUUUUUGGGGCGGGGGGUUCAAGGUAGGGUCUCCUUCUAGCCUAGACUGAGUUGGAAUUCACUAUGUAGUCUCAGGCUGGCCUCAAACUCAGUGUUCCUCCUACUUUGGCCUCCCAAAUGCUGGGAUUAAAGGCGGGUGCCACCAUGUCCAGCUUUACAUUCAGUUAUGAAAGCUGUCCUUUCAGGUAGAUGAUUUUUAAGUUUUUGUUGUUUAGGAAUUAAAAUGUCCAGCCAGGUGUGGUGGUGCACGCUUUUAAUCCCAGCACUCAGGAGGCAGAGGUAAGAGGAUCGCUGUGAGUUCAAGUCUACCCUGAGACUACAAAGUGAAUUCCAGGUCAGCCCAGGCUAGAGUGAGACCCUCCCUUGAACCCCCCCCCCCAAAAAAAAAAGUCCAAACAUGAAGACUUACACACUUUAGCACUAAUCAUUUAUAUAGACUGUUAUUGACAUUUUAUUGGAGUAACCAAAAUGUUCAUUUUUUUUAAAAAAGUAUUUUAAUGGAAAUCUCGUUGGUCAAUAGAUCUAUAAUAGACCUGUCCCACUCUGCCAACUCAAGUAGAAAAUAUCAUGCAAAAUAUGUGUUUAGUAGUCAUUGUUACUUUGUGAUCUAUGAAUAACAGCACUUUAACACAGGCUAAACAGAAAUAUGCAGUGUUAUGUGGACUGUUGUGCAAUAAAGCUAUUAAGAUCAAGGUUAAGUUCAAUCCUCUCAAGUUUUGUGUAAGCAUAUGUCAUGUAGACAUUCCAAAAUAUAAAGCUUUAACAGGAAUAAGAAAGCUGUCUCAGACAUUGUAUAGUUGUAAAUAAUAGCUCAGUGGAAUUUCAUAUUUAAUAAAAAUUCAAAGGAAGUCACUUCGGGAACUUUUACUAUGCUUUGUGGAAAACUGAAACGAAAUAAUUAAAAAAUGCUUCACUUCA
Jaculus jaculus (lesser Egyptian jerboa) is the source of this 4599-nucleotide messenger RNA. It is a transcript of the gene Trim36, whose product is annotated as tripartite motif containing 36. The record is from RefSeq and is a predicted model, not a curated record. Gene Ontology annotation, molecular function: zinc ion binding; protein binding. The transcript is spliced from 10 exons. The coding region runs from base 197 to 2386 and encodes 729 amino acids. NCBI's taxonomy places the organism in Eukaryota, Metazoa, Chordata, Mammalia, Rodentia, Dipodidae.